This is a messenger RNA of Symbiodinium natans, 5823 nucleotides long. The record is from the annotation of a GenBank genome assembly. Lineage: Eukaryota; Dinophyceae; Suessiales; Symbiodiniaceae.
AUGCGCAAGGAGAUCUGCAAGGAGCAGCGCCGGCAGAAAGCCAAGGCCGAGAUGCGAGCAGAAGCGACCAAGGAGCGCUUCCUGUCGGACGAGCAGGCUGCGCUGGAAGUGGACCAGGAUGCCUCGGAUGCCUUGCGAAAGCUAAUUACCAACAAGGAGGAGGAACUUGCGAGGGACGAGCAGCUCAUUGAGAAGCAAAGGCGCGACAGGGAGGACGCUGAGAGUAAGAGCAGCGAGAAGCUGGGGCACCUCUCCGGAAUCAAGGCCAGAAUAAGCAAAGAUUUGCGGGACGCCCAAGAGAAGCUGCGAGUGCUCAAGGAAGACUCCCAGGCUGCCGAGUCGACUGUAAAGUCCCACGAGCAGCAUGUGGACCAGCUGCGAGAGGACCUCAAUGCCAAGAAUCGGGAGAUCACGGAGGCUGAGGAGACGAAAGCUGCUCUCGAGAGUGAGAUACGGGACCUGCAGAUGCGGCGCCAGGCUCUCCUGGUGGACAGAGAGAAUCUUCGAAAAGACAUGGACAGGGCCCAGACGGAGAAGGAGCAGAAGCUGCUGGAGAAGAGUGCAGGUGAGGCCUUCAUGCAGCUCAUUACGAACUUGCGCAACUCCUUGGCUGAUCCAUCUUGGACCCGGAAGGAUGAAGUGGAGCGAGUGUGCCGCAGAGCCAGCACCCUGCAAGACAUUCUUAGUGGCUUCAGCGAGGAGGUUUGGGAAAGGAUCUCAGAAGGGGACGGGCUCGAAGCCAAGCUGAACGCACUUCGAGCGUGCGUGAGCAGCGCUGAGCAUCAGAGGAUUGCAGGAGAGAGCCAGGCAGAGGCUUGCCGGAGGCUGCAGAAAGUCGUGCACGAUUCCUUGCAUGCGCCCAAGCCCGAGCUCGUGCUCGACGUGGGCACAGAUGGGCAAGAGAUUCGACGAGCCCAAUUCUACGCAACUAAUCUGACAGGAAGUAAGGUUCAUGAUCAGGUUAGAGACUUGGUCGAGCACGACAUCUGUGCUGGAUGUAGGGGCCUUCAGUUUGACAGCCAGGGUGUUCUUCGCUGCGAGCCAAAUGGUGUGUCGAGCUUCGAGGAGCUCCCACCAAGACUAAAGGACCUUAUCCAUGAUGAGAUGCGAUUGCAACUCAAAAACAACACCAGCUUUCCUGAUCAGCACCCAGCCAUGAAGGCCAAGUUCGAUGACGCAGUUAACGCCAUCAACAGUCUCAACCUGCACUACAAAGACGUCGUGGCCCGAUACGUGGACGAGAUUGAAGUGGUUUGCGGGGGUUGCUUCGUGUUGGACAAGAACCCCUGCUAUCCAGGAGUUGACCUCACUGUCCGCGCGCAGGAUGCCCAGUUCUUGCCAGCAGAGAUUGACAGCUCUGGUAGAGACGGUGGCAAGUUCCUCUACCAGACCGCGGCCAGUGGCCAAGAUCGGCGAAAAGGAAGUGAGCCCGAGGGCUUGCAGGGCUCUGACGGGUGUCAUGGCCAAGAUGGUGAGCAUGGAGGGCAUGUGACUAUCAAGGUGACCAACGUGAUCAAGGACUUCCAUCAGCUGAAGGGCAUCAAAGCCAACGGCGGCAACGGUGGAACAGCCCAACUCGGGGGCAACGGCGACAGGGGGAGGAAAGGCAAGGACGGCGAGGAUGGCAAGGCUGCGGACACGAGCUGGAGUGGCAGCGGUCAGACUUGCAUCAGCUGGGGAAAGGAGGGCAAGGAAGGUGGUCCAGGCGGUGCCCCUGGAAAAACCGGCUUGUCCGGCAGAGCUGGCUGUGCUGGGAAGAUCCGGAUCGAGCACGCCAACGAGGCUGUAGACAUCUCCCAGAUGGCUUUUGCGGCGGAUGGUGUGGCGGCCAGCUGUGUUUUGCGAGGCACAGCCCACCCGCCCAUUGGAGGCGAGGGCGGUGAGCCAGGUGCGUUUGGCUUGGAUCAUGUGAAGGACAAGGGUAGUACAUGGAGCAAGCAGAAAGAACGGCACAUGGUAUUGGAUCGUGAAAAGAUGAAGGCAACCAUCAAGCACCGCUACAAGGGCCAUGUGUCACGAGGAGAAGACAUCGAGUCCACCAACCAUAACGCCUGGUUCUCUCUGCUCGGCAUUAUUCCCCUUUUAAUUUCCACUACAGCACAAGUUGAUCGCAUCGACCUGCACGAGGCAGUAGCGAAUCAGGAAGAGUAUCGGAACCGUGACCGCAACAAAGCGCACCGACGUGGAAAGGACCACGAGGGUGAGGCACACUUGAGGGAGGACAAGCGUGAUGGACGAGGACCGCAGCGACCACAACGGAACGUUGACUGCCUCGAGCUUGCACUUAACGAUCUGAUCGAUGAUGCGAAGGAGACCAGUGGCGAGGCCGAGCACGCCAUGGCCCGGGAUGAAACUGCAAGGGAGAUCGCAGAUGUGGAGGACGAGUUGGCGCAGUGCCAGCAGCAUGCAGCCCACAUCGACACGGACCAGGAGAGUGUGCAGGCCAAGCUGGAGCAAAGACAGGCAGAGCUCGAGAAGACCCAGACUGGUCUCGACGACCUUAGAGCUCAGGUAGAUCGGCUAGACUUGCAGUCGGUCUCUGCGGCUCACAACCUAAUGCGCGAGAUAGAGAGAUCGCAGAAAGCCCGCGACCGCAGCACUCAGGAGAAGCUCCGCGUGGAACAACUCGUCGAGUCCUUGAACAACGAAAAGCAGAAGGAGGACAGUCUGAAAGAGUCGAGAGAGGACUUACUCAGAUUGCUAGACGAGCAACUGGGAGCUCUAAGGAUCCGGCGCAAAGCUCAUGCUGAGGAGCUCAGACGACUCAAGCAAGAGCUGCUGAAAGGGAAUCAGCAGAUGCGAGAGAAGCGAGAGAAUCGGAAGCACUUGCAAGCUUUGCUCGCGCAGAGGGUUAGAGACAUACACCAGGACCACCAGGAGGUGGAGAUGGAAGAGGACCAGCAAGAGCAAGAGCAAGAGCAAGAGCAAGAGCAGGACGUGCACGUGCACCAAGUCGAAGCUGAGGAGUUAGAGCUUGAGAUCCCCGCUUCAAGCUCUGACAGCUGCAUCUUCUACAGCCCAGAACCGUUCCUACCUUCCGACUUGCAGUGCACAUUGCAAGAAAAGCUUGUUGAGAAGAAGCAUGCGAUGGGCGUUGCCGUCAGAGCGAGCCGUGCCGGUGUUCUUCCUCCGGAGCAGCUGUUGGGCAUGCUUUCCCAGAUAAGCCAGCCGGUCGAAAAGGGGUUCAGUGUCACUUUGGAGAAGCUCUGCCUGGCACUUGACAGCCAGCUUGGCAAGGAUAGUUUCGAGGAGGGUGUCUGCAAGGUAGCACGCCAGCACUGGCGUGCCUGCAUCCCGAAGCUGUCAGCCUUGCAGAUUUGGGUGCUCGGGUCCUGGCACAACUCGAAUCUGGAGCAGCUGGUGUCAAGUGUAACUUCGGAGGAGCUCUUGCAACUGUACCAACAUGCAGCAUCCGAGCCUGAGACGGUGACUCCCUCCUUGUGGUCAUCCUUCAAAUCAUUUUUCAGGACGAGAUGCCAUUCUCCCGAGCCUGAGACAAUGCGUGGGCCAACGAAAUCCUACAUGGAUGAAAAGCUCCUGGGCGCACUGUCGGAUCACAUCCCCGUGCCUGCCGUGCCGCCACCUGAGCUGCAGCUGUUCCAGGAAGCUUCAGGUUGGAUUCAAUCCCUGAUCACAGAGACCAUGCUUUGCCAGCUAAGCCAAGUUGAGCGCGUGCUGCUCAUGGAAAACCUCCAGAAAGUCUGCGACAAGCUGGGAGCUGACAGGUUGGUACCCUUGACCAGCACCUUCCAGGAUACCUUUGUGAUUGCAGCGCUGGAGAAGAUCAGGGCACCGUCCGAGACUUCCGGAAGCAUCGAAGCCUUCCGUCCCGCUGACUUGCCAGGGGACGUUGCACGCAAGUUGCGGCAGAACAUGGAAGGGCCACGCUGCGUGCAUCAUGAGUUGGAGGCACAGAUCGGAGCCAUACUGGAACUGCUGCAGUCCGAUGGGAUUUUUCACUUGGAGCUGUGCGCUUCACGUCCGGCAGAAUGUCCUUUACCGUUGUCGGAACUUGAGCUGGCACUUGUGAGAUACAGCCAGACUUGGUUUAUGGACAAAGCAAAGAGCUCCCUAGCCAAGGAGCAGCUUUGCCAAAGGGCCAAAGAGGCGAACCUCUCCCUGAUGGGCUUGCGCACGCAGCAGCUCUCUGAACUGGUCGAGGCGUUCCUCAAAGAGAUGAGGAUUUUGGAGGGAUCCCAACGACAACAUUUCUUCAGAGCGCUGAAGGCAAACUUGCGGAGUUUGUGCAUCUUUGCACUUGAUUGGAUCAGAGAAGAGUCUGCAGACAUAUGGGAGUUUCGCAAAUUGGAAUCGACUGUGCAAAGCGCUUUGCAGACUUCUUCCUCACAUGAGGCGGCGUGCAGUGCCAUGAACGACUUUUUUGACGUCAUUGCAGUGUUUCGGAAGUUGACUGGGCCAAGUGGACCAAUAGUUGCCGGGAGCUCGUCCAAAGCUUCCAGCAACCGAAAUACUGCCAGCCUGUUGCAAGCUACACGUCGCUUGUUGUUGUUCAUAGAUGGUCCAGAAUCGCGCAAUCAGUCUGGCGAAAUCUUGGCCUACUUCAAAAGCUUGGCCGAGCACCAAGAGUCGUCGGAUUUUUGUGGGAGAAUCCAAGAGUUGCAAGAGAAGCUGGAAGCGUUGGAGGCCCAACAUACCGAAUUCGAGGUGGAGACUGGGCCAAGCGCAGGAGAGAAGACGGACAAGCGCUUGGAGCUGCUGAGGGGCCUGCAAGCUCACCUGCUCCAGGAAUACGGUUCCGCCGCAAACGAAGAGUCCUCUUUACCUUUCGUAUUGUCUCUUCUGCGUGGAUGUGAUCAGUGGAGCGACUGGGAAGCCGAGGCAAAGGGGCUGUUCAAGUCAUUAGGAGACCGGCAAAAAGAAGCUGCCAGCAUGGCUGAGAAGAAGUGGGAUGCAAGCUUCACGAAGGAGACGUACCACAAAGAGUAUAAAGAUUUUGAAUACGCAUUGCUCGUCACGCCAAGCCUUUCAGGGGCAGGCAGUCAGCAUGUCACCUGCGACAUCUCAAAAAGGCUUGAUUAUUUCAAGACCGCGGCAUGCUUCGAGCAAAAGGCCUUCAUGGAAGCUCUCGACUUUUUCAUGGGUUUCACCGGUCUAUCUUCUGCUCCACGUGAUCAUGAUGGCACGCGGCUGCUGGCAGCCUUGCAGCAGAUCGAUGCCCUGUUGAAGGGCACCGAAGAGGAGCGCACGCUGGAGGUGCUGUCCGGAUUGGCUAUUAAGGAGGCAGACCUGCGCAAAGAGCUCGGCUUUAUCCCGAAGUCUGGGAAGUACCUAGUUGAUCAGCGUGAGCUGCAGCAGGCUUUGCACUCGCUCCGAGAGCGGGCGACUGCAGCUGGUGGACUGCAAGCGCUCUUGGAUCGCUUGAAACAGGUCUGGGGCCGAGACGUCUGCCAAGAGCAGCACAACCUGGAGUACCGCUACGUUCUCGAGCUGUGCAACCCGGAGCACCUCCGUUUGGAGAAAGUGGCAGAGAAGCUGAACUCCGAAAGCUUGUCUCUGGACGUGAGCCUGCUGCUGAGGAGUAGGUACACCUUCCUUUGCGAAGAGGCCGCGCGCGGCAUUUUCUCCAGGCUCCUGGACAUAGCCUCCCAGGUGCCAAGCCAGGAGCAGCUCGCAGCAUCUUGCCACUGCUUUUGGGACACCGUCCGGCUGCUAGAGACUGUCAAGUCCCACGACUUCCAGCGGCACAAGUUCUACGAGUCCCUGCAGAAGGAGCUGUGCCUACUAAACAUGCUCAAGAGAAGCCCAAGCGAAGCCAAGGAGUGGGUGGAAAGGGUCGAGAGCCAUGAGUUCUCAGGAGCUUAA